This is a messenger RNA of Labeo rohita (rohu), 2039 nucleotides long. RefSeq names its product phospholipase A2, group XV (gene pla2g15). The record is from RefSeq and is a predicted model, not a curated record. Gene Ontology annotation, biological process: phosphatidylcholine metabolic process; ceramide metabolic process. The transcript has 6 exons. The coding region runs from base 183 to 1433 and encodes 416 amino acids. Lineage: Eukaryota; Metazoa; Chordata; Actinopteri; Cypriniformes; Cyprinidae. Gene Ontology annotation, cellular component: lysosome.
UCUGGCUGCUUUAAAAACACCUAUUACACGAUCGCCACAUUGUCUGUGCUCAUCGCGCUGUCACUGCUCCUCAGACCCAGAAGACACUCUUCUCAGCCCGCUCCCAGACCUCACGAUGGACAGAUAAACACAAAUGCAGCCUUGAUCCUGUUAGCCAGCAGAGGUGUGAGCCAUUGAAAGAGAUGCUUUCCUGCCAUCGGUUGAUCCUCGCGUCGCUCCAGCUGUGUUUGUUGUUGUCGGUGUCAUUUACCGACAGCAAAAGUUUGAAAUGCUCACCGGGGAAAGUGUGCUCGGAUCGACCGCCUGUGGUUCUCAUUCCAGGAGAUCUUGGAAAUCAGCUUGAAGCGAAACUUGACAAACCUAGUGUAGUGCACUACAUCUGCUACAAGAAGACUGAAGACUACUUCACAUUAUGGCUCAACCUGGAGCUGCUGGUGCCGGUGGCCAUUGACUGCUGGAUUGAUAACAUGAGGCUACUGUACAAUCGUACAACACACCUCACCGAAGCUCCUCCGGGGGUGGAUGUCAGAGUCCCUGGGUUUGGACGGACCUAUAGUUUGGAAUAUCUGGAUCCCAGUAAGCGGAGUGUGGGUAUGUACUUCUUCAUUAUAGUCCAAGCACUGGUUGACUGGGGUUAUACCAGAGACGAUGAUGUUCGAGGAGCCCCAUAUGAUUGGCGUAAAGCCCCAAAUGAGAAUAAGGAGUACUUCUUGAAACUGCAGCAGAUGAUUGAGGAGAUGGCUAAUAAAGCUGGAGGUCCUGUGGUUCUCAUUGCACACAGUAUGGGGAACAUGUACACGCUUUAUUUCCUUAAUCAGCAGCCACAGGCUUGGAAGGACCGGUACAUCAAGGCAUUUGUCUCUCUAGGGCCUCCAUGGGCUGGAGUGGCCAAAACUCUGAGAGUUAUGGCAACAGGUGACAACAAUCGCAUCCCUGUCAUCAGCCCUCUAAAAAUCCGCACCCAACAGCGAACGGCCGUCUCCACCGUCUGGCUCUUUCCCUAUGCCCACACCUGGCCCAAAGAUAUGGUCCUGGUCUCCACCCCCAACACCAGCUACACCGUGCAAGACUAUCAGCGCUUCUUCAAAGAUAUCGAUUAUGAGGACGGCUGGGCCAUGAGACAAGACACAGAACCGCUGGUCAGUGCACUUCAGCCUCCGGGCGUUCCUGUCCACUGCCUUUAUGGCAGCGGCAUCGCCACACCUCAGGGUUACAAUUACACAAACUUCCCAGACACAGAUCCCACCGUCAUCAACGGGGAUGGAGACGGAACGGUCAACCUGUUAAGCGCGACACAGUGCAAACGCUGGAUGGGCCUGCAGAAGCAGCCCAUCCACAUGCUCGAGCUGCCUGGGAACGAGCACGUCGCCAUGCUGUUGAACAUAACAACGAUUAACUACAUCAAAACAGUGUUGUUUCCUUCCUCUGUUUAACUUUGAACUGAAGAUUCUGGUUUGCCAAAGGGGCAGGACUCGGUUCUGCUUUUUAGGUGGGAUUGGUCACUUCCAGAGGAUGUUCAUUAUCGUAAUUUGUUUUUAAAGUUCCCCUAAUGUGGAAUUCAGGUACAUCAGGAGAUCAGUGUGAAGUAGUCAUAUAUUGUUGGGCACAAUCAGCAUUUUUUUUUUUUUUUUUUUUUUACUCAAUCCAAAUCUAACAAUUUAAUAUUACAUAGAUUUUAAUGCACAGUUGUUUAAUGUGAAAUAGCAAUUGCCUGCCGUUAAUCUGUGUCAAUUACAUUUUUAAAUAUUGUUCGUUUUUAACCUCUACUACUUAAAAUCUUGAUUGCUUUUUUAAAUGGAUUUUCUAUCCAAAUUAUUCUGACGUUGCAGUAUUUCCCUCAAACAAGUAAGUGGCUAUUUAUCAAGCUUGUCUGUGACCAGUAUUGAUUUAUGAAUUUUUAUCAAGUGGUCUCGAAUGUAGAAUGUGCAACACGACUGCUGGAUAUCUCAUCGUUGCUCAAUUUAUGUCGGCUUAACCUCUGUGACUGCAGUUGUGCCACGACCCAGGAUGGGUUAACCGAUGUUACAUGUGUACAAACU